Molecule: messenger RNA, 2141 nt
Organism: Xyrauchen texanus (razorback sucker)
Lineage: Eukaryota; Metazoa; Chordata; Actinopteri; Cypriniformes; Catostomidae
Product: nuclear pore complex protein Nup85-like
Exons: 19
Coding region: 116-2053 (645 amino acids)
Biological process (GO): positive regulation of DNA-templated transcription; protein import into nucleus; mRNA export from nucleus
Cellular component (GO): nuclear pore outer ring
Molecular function (GO): structural constituent of nuclear pore
Source: RefSeq, a predicted model, not a curated record
AAGCCAUCAAGGGUCCUGCAGUGUCACGGGCGCUUGAAUAAUCAAGUUUAAAUCAUACACGUGUAUAUUUACAAUUAUAUUUUCCCUGUUAAUCAGGAGGAUUUAAUAAUCGGUGAUGGAGGAGGUAGAUGUGGAGCCCAGUACAACGCUCAUUCCUGGCGCUGGGUUUCAUCAGAAUCACUUGGGGUUUGAGUGGGGGCCUGGAGAUCUAUUAGUCUACGAGACAAACUACAAACGUCAAGGUCCAAAAUCGGCGGGCUCUCCGUUCGUCCACAUCGUGAGGAAAGAUGAAGAUAUCUGCUCUCCAAUUCUGCGUAAGCUCUUCAAUGAGUCUCAUCACAUUUUCGUAGGCCUGCAGAAAAUCAAACAGGACGUGCCGAGCAAAAACAAGAAGACACAGUUUGUGAGUAUCAGUAAGAACUACAGGUCUGUGAUCAGAGCCUGUAUGGAGGAACUGCAGCAGAACGCAGUUGCAACUCAAGACCCACAGUAUGGAGAUCAGGUGUCUAUUCUUUUGGCCAUUGAGCUCAUCUGGAACUUGUGUGAGGUGCUCUUCAUUGACGCAGCUCCAGCCGGCUCACUGCUGCUCCACCUGCUGGACUGGGUGCGUCUACACAAGUCUGAUGUGGAUGCCAGAGCGAGAGAGGUGCUGCAGAGCGACAGCCCCACCCGACAUCAGUCCUACUGGGAAGUGGUGAUCAGUUUGGUUCUGCAGGGGCGUAUGGAUGAAGCUCGGCAGGUGUUGUCCAAACAGGCGUCUCUUCGGUCAGACAGCAGUUCUGUGUUCAAGCGUAUGGAUACCCUGUUACACACCAUGCCUAUAUUUAAUCCCACUGGCACUCAGACGCUGACGGAGUUUGACGUUAAAUGGAGACACUGGCAUGAAGAGUGUGACCGCUGUCUCCAGGAUAACACAUUUGCUAGUAACCGUCACUUGGAGACCAUCUGCAAGAUUAUGGUUGGCGAUGAGGAUGCGCUGCUGGAACAGAAAGAGUUAUUGAGCACCUGGUAUCACUUCCUGGUGACCCGACUGCUGUACUCUCACCCGAUAAUCAAACCACCCGAUCUGCACUACUAUGCACAAUCAAGUAUGAACAUGUUUCUGGGUCCGCGGGCGUCACCGGAGCCUCUGGACAUCAUCCUACUCUCUGCGUUUGAGUUUGACCUCCAUCAGGUCAUCAAAGACUGCAGCAUCGCGCUCAAUAACUGGUGGUUUGUGGCUCAUCUGACCGACCUGCUGGAUCACUGCAAACUGCUGCAGUCACACAACCUACAUUUUGGGUCUAAUCUGCGUGAGUUUCUAGUUUUGGAGUACGCAUCUGGCCUCUUCACACAUCAGAGUCUGUGGCAGCUGGCGGUGGAUUAUUUUGAUCACUGUCCUGAGUUUGGUCGUGUGUAUCUGGAGCUUCAGAUCGAAAGGAUUCCAAUGGACACCGAACGCAAAGCCAUUAAAGUCCUGCGCAUCUGUAAAGACCGACAGAUGAGUGAACAGGUGCGCAGUAUCUGUAAGAUCAUGGCUAAAAGAGCUCUGAGGAACAACAGACUGGGAUCUGCUCUCUCCUGGAGCAUCAGAGCCAAAGAUGCUGCGUUUGCUACACUCAUAUCUGAGAGAUUUCUUCAGGACUACAGUAAUAAAGGCUCUUUCACAGAUCUGGAUUUGUUGGAUAAUCUGGGUCCUGCCAUGCUGCUCAGUGACAGACUCACAUUUUUAGGAAAGUACCGUGAGUUUCACAGGCUCUAUGGUGAAAAGCAAUUCUCAGAUGCGGCGAAACUCCUGCUGUCGCUCAUGACCGCAAAGAUCGCCCCCCGCAGUCUGUGGAUGACACUGCUGACCGACGCACUGCCGCUACUGGAGCAGAAAGAGGUGAUCUUUUCUGUGGCUCAGACGUACGAGCUCAUGUCGUGUCUAGAGGAACUGACAUCAGGAACCAACGAGCCAAAGCAGACGGCACAGGAAGAUGACAUGGAGUCCACAAAGAUGGAGCUGUUACAACUCGCUCUGGCCCGAAAUCUCGCCAUGGCCAUCGUGAAAGAAGGAACGAUAGAAACAUAAUCUCACGCCAUCAUGAAUUUGAUACCAGAAACUCUGUCUACUGUAAAUAAUUCCAAUUUGUUUUUAUUUUUUUUUUAAAUAAAUCUUU